ACCUUGUCUACCAGGGGAAUUAGCAGAUCAGCUCACAGAGCAACAAAUGUGGCCCACACCCAUUCAAGGGAGAGAGAAAAAAACACAUUGCGCAUGGGUCUCCAACUUAACACUCCUGUCAACUUAUUAACUGCAUAACAGUUGCACAAAUUCAUCGCGGAAAGGGAGUUAAAGGAAAACUUAUUGCUUGACUUGGACUUGUAUUGACUGUUCAUCAUGGAGGCAUCAACCACAGCAGGUACGAUAGUCCCCUCGUCAUCGGAAAAGGUCUUCACCUCAUCGGUCGGAAAAAUUUUCACACAACUCUUCACACAACCCUCCGUAGCUGGAGUUCUAACAACUCCUGCACAUAUGACUGAAACAAUCUCAGACGCUUCUGUAGGAGUUCUGACAACUUCCGCAGAUAUGACUGAAACAACCAAAGAUGCUCUUUUAGGAGUUCUGACAACUUCCGCAGAUAUGACUGAAACAACCACAGAUGCUCUUUUAGUGGGAGCCGCCAUCGUAGAUGAUGGAUCCUUUCAAGCCAUCGUCGUAGGAGUCCUUUUUGCGCUGUUCCUGGUGAUUCUCCUGGCGCUGGCGCUGGUGCUGCUGUGCUACACCGGCAAGCGUAAGGGCACUUACUACACCAACGAGGCCGAGUGUGGUGAUUCUGUCGACUCGUAUGGCGGUGCCUCUCAAAGCGAAAAGGUUCUACUAGAGAUUUUGAACGAGGAAGAAUAGAAAGAAGAAUACUUCAUUUGAAACAGGACUUUUUCCGAUUCUAAACCGGGGCCAGUUGUCAACUCAAGAUGCCAAAUAUUUUCUACAGAAUUGGAAAUGCCUAUGAUGGUCAUCUGAUUUCAAGGCAACAUUUAUAUGGGGCAUACAACCAUCUCAGCUCUGCAGAUUUUGCCACGAAGAUUUUGUAUUGCCCAUAUAUACACUACAUAUACAAAAUGAUGUGGACACCCAUUCAAAUUAGUGGAUUUGGCUAGUUCAGCCACAUUACAGCCUUAUUUCCCUCAUCAAUCAAUAUACAGAAGCACUUUAAUAAACAAUGAAUAUUCAUUACAUGUGACUAACUUCAAGCUUACAAUUAGAGUYCAAUAGUUAAACCAAUAUCAGAUUGUUGGGGUUUCGAAAAGAUGUAAAAACUAGAGAAAUUAACAAUCCUAACAUAUAAUAACCCUUUUGUUUUCCUUUUUAAAAAUAUUUUUAUACUCAAAAGAUAGUACCUUGUUUGAAUUUCAAUUAUGAGGAUGUUGAGAGGGCUUAAUGUAUAAUAAUGUAUAGCAUUGCUGAAUGUAAUAUCUGUUUUCUAUUUUUUUCUAAAUUGACGUCCAGUAGUAAUCUUAAAUCAAGGCAUAGGCAUCUUUCCUAACGCCAAACUGGAUGUUUGUUUUUUUGGCCUGAAGGUACCAAUAACUGAGAAAAGGACAUGCUACGGCAAGGACCAUAAGAACACAAAAAAACACUUUCAUGAAACUCGACAGACAUUUCACCUAUGACAAUACUGGAAACAAAUCAGUCAAAAAUGUAAAUUCCCCUUCUUCUUAUGCAAGUCUCUGUYACUAAUAUAUUACCAUAUGAUUAAAGAGAAACAACCUUGUUGUGACUAAUGAAAACAGUGUCUAAUUAGCAAUAAAACACUCGGUUCCAGA
Salvelinus sp. IW2-2015 is the source of this 1643-nucleotide messenger RNA. The record is from RefSeq and is a predicted model, not a curated record. NCBI's taxonomy places the organism in Eukaryota, Metazoa, Chordata, Actinopteri, Salmoniformes, Salmonidae.